This is a messenger RNA of Penicillium verrucosum, 333 nucleotides long. RefSeq lists its product as uncharacterized. The record is from RefSeq and is a predicted model, not a curated record. NCBI's taxonomy places the organism in Eukaryota, Fungi, Ascomycota, Eurotiomycetes, Eurotiales, Aspergillaceae. The transcript has a single exon. The coding region runs from base 1 to 333 and encodes 110 amino acids.
AUGCCCGCGGAACUGCAUACCACUCCAUCAAGGCGGUCAUAUUUUCAUUUUGAAAGUGACGACACCGACGCAGUGGAAGAUGUGAACUCGCUUACCUGGUGCCUCAAAGAUGUCUUCGACAUUCAGCCAACCGUGGUCAAGCUGGAAGCAACUGGUAAACAACCUGGAUUCACUCUAACGAUGACUGUCGACACCAUUAUCGAGAAAAUGAAAGCAUCUAGUAACCCACUACCGUCGCUGCUCAUUCUUGCGUACAUGGGGCACGGAAUGCUUGAUACCGGAACCGGCCUCUUGAAACUUGUUGCUGGCCCCGGCCGGCAAAACAUCCAAUGA